CGCGGGCUGAUAUCUCACUGCUCACUCACUCCAGUCGCGUCAAGUUCCUACAACAGUCAACGGCGUGGUUGAAACAGCUUUGGGGGAGCACUAAACCUGUUCAGACAAGAUGUCUACCUACGUCUCAUCCGACUCCCGCCGUGUCAGCCCUUCGGUUCAUGGGAACAAAUUUGACACCGCAUACCGCAAGAAAGCCGUGCCCAACAUUUUCGAGAACGUCAACCAAGACUCACUGAUGAGGCUGUUCCAGAAAACAGGGGACAUGAAGGCGGAGGAGAGGGUGAGAAGCAUCUUCUCCUUCACCCAAGACCCGGAGGAGACAGCCAAAGCCCUGAUGGCGCUUAAGCAGCGAAAGAAGGACAAGUUCCUCCAGAUUGCAGGCAUGGUUCGCCACCUGCUCAAACUGCGUUGACUGCUUUAUUGGCUCUCAGCUCCGCAUGAGCUGAAACGAUGUGCACUAACAUAAGAUGUGAGCGGUAAUUUGACAGGUGACACGAGCCUGUCGCCGGCCAAGAAGCGGCAUGGAUGUACAGUCAAGCCAGUGGCCUCUCGCGUGGGGCUAAGCGGUGAAGAUGAGAUAAACUCCGUGCAAAAUGACCGGAUUCGCGCGGACACAGCGCGAUGGAGGGAUAGAGAAAAGGAGGUGGAAUGAUGCGGAAUACCUGCGUGAGCCCAGUCCCCAGUAACAGACAAGGAGGUUCACGCAAACGCUCUCCCUCAGACUUAUGCAUUCUUGUGGAUGCGAGACUGCUUUGCACCUCAUAGGUGCUGAUUACCUACAACUGUGAUCGUCAGACUGCAGCCGAAGACACUGCCUUGAAUUGCCUGUUCUGAGAACAAACCGUAUGCCUUGUCUGUAUCUGUUUCACGUUGUGCUACAUGCUAACACUGUUUAUUGGUGGCCACUAACGAAUUUGCCACGAACAUGUUAUAGCGUUAUGACACACAUUUUUGUCCCAUGUCUUUUUUACAAUGUCUUUCAAUAAAUUAUUACACAUUAACCUA
This is a messenger RNA of Hypomesus transpacificus, 1005 nucleotides long. It is a transcript of the gene tcima, whose product is annotated as transcriptional and immune response regulator a. NCBI's taxonomy places the organism in Eukaryota, Metazoa, Chordata, Actinopteri, Osmeriformes, Osmeridae. Gene Ontology annotation, biological process: negative regulation of Notch signaling pathway; endothelial cell activation involved in immune response. Gene Ontology annotation, molecular function: Notch binding. Gene Ontology annotation, cellular component: cytosol; nucleus. The record is from RefSeq and is a predicted model, not a curated record. The transcript has a single exon. The coding region runs from base 110 to 412 and encodes 100 amino acids.